AUGGCACGAAAACAUGAACGAGAAGAAGAAAAACUAUCAGAAACGAAUCAGAAAUUGAUUCAAUUACAUUAUCUAUUUGAUUGUGGUUCGAGAUGUGAAUUUAAUCAAAAAUUUCAACGACUUUGGUUAACAAUACUCAAUGAAGAUCUUAUCUUUAAACAAUGUAAAACAAAAAUGAUCAAUCAAUUAUUAUAUUCAUAUAUACUAUCCAUUUUAUAUUUAUUAAAUAUUCAUUCUACUUGCAGUUAUAAUGAACUUACAACUUCUUUAAAAAGUAAAUCCACACCUGCACACUGGAUAAAUAUGAUUUUUGGUUCACUUGUAUCAAUGUUAAUUGGUAUCUUAAUAUCUCGUUACAUCAAUCAUUAUCAAUUGAGAGAUAUUAAAAUUGCCAUUCAAUCUUCAAAAGAAGAAUUAUUGAAUAUGUAUUCAAGAGAUAUUGAAUCUAGAAAAUCAAAAGAAGUGAAAGGUUUAUCGAAUUUUAUACCAUUCACACCUUAUACAUAUGUUUACAUUGACGAGACAACAUCUCCUAUAAUAGCCGAAGAUUUGAUUAUUCAAGCUAAACGAACGAAAAAGUUCACAAUUGUUCUUCAUGGUGAUAUAUUAUCAAAAGAACUAUUUAUUGAAAUAGAAUUAAUACAAAAGUUUCAAUCAAUAAUUACACGAAUUCAAAUAUUUAAGAACUCAACUACUGUAUAUGAUCGAAUAAAACAAUUACUUUCAACGAUUAUCGAUGUAUCGAAUACUAUUCAGAUAUGGGGUGAUAUCAACAAGAAUUUAUUCCAUUAUAAAGAUUAUGUUUUCUUUAUCUAUGAGAAACUACAAGCAGUUCGUUUAAUUGAUAUACGACAAGAUUUCAAAUUAUGGUAUAAUGCAACGUUUAGUCAUAGUACAACUGGUGGUCAAAUCAUUGACUUCAUCGAUAUCGAUGGUCCAUUAUGUUCAUGUUCUCAUCGACCCUAUAAAUCUUCAACAGAUACUUGGUCAUUAUGGAAAGCAGUAGCAUAUACAUUCGAUGAAAAUCGUUAUAAAACAAACAGUAAUAUUCAUGAAUGUUUGGCUAUUACAAAAAUUUCAAAAGUUAUUGAAGAGAAAUGGACGCGGAAACAGACAUUAAAUUAUAUAAAUCUGCAUCAUGUGAACAAUCAAACGAUAAGAAACAAUAUCGCAGUCAUUAUUAAUAUAAAAUUUUACAAAAAAUGA
Messenger RNA from Rotaria socialis, 1206 nucleotides. NCBI's taxonomy places the organism in Eukaryota, Metazoa, Rotifera, Eurotatoria, Philodinida, Philodinidae. The record is from the annotation of a GenBank genome assembly.